CUCAGUCCGGCGGCGCAUGCUCAGUGCGCCCAAUCGGGGAAGUGGGAGCGGGCGCUUCUCCUGUCCUCGCGCCGGGCGGACGGUUGGUGGCCGCGAGGGGAGCGUCCAGCAUGAGGCAGAAGAAGAAAGGAGACCUGAGCCAUGCAGAGCUGAUGAUGAUGACAAUAGCUGAUGUCAUUAAACAGCUGAUUGAGGCUCAUGAGCAGGGAAGAGAUGUGAAUCUAAAUAAGGUGAAAACCAAGACGUCUGCUAAGUAUGGGCUUUCCGCACAGCCUCGUUUGGUUGACAUCAUUGCUGCUGUUCCACCUCAAUAUCGCAAGGUGCUGGUACCCAAGCUAAAGGCAAAGCCUAUCCGAACUGCUAGUGGGAUUGCUGUUGUGGCUGUGAUGUGCAAACCGCACAGGUGUCCACACAUUAACUUUACAGGAAACAUAUGUGUAUACUGCCCUGGUGGGCCCGAUUCUGAUUUUGAAUAUUCAACACAGUCUUACACUGGCUAUGAGCCAACAUCAAUGAGGGCCAUUCGUGCCAGAUAUGAUCCUUAUCUCCAGACAAGACAUCGAGUCGAACAGCUGAAGCAGCUGGGCCACAGUGUGGAUAAAGUGGAAUUCAUUGUGAUGGGAGGAACAUUUAUGGCCCUUUCUGAAGACUACAGAGAUUACUUCAUCCGAAACCUUCAUGAUGCUUUAUCUGGACACACUUCCAACAACGUAUCGGAGGCUGUCCGGUACUCAGAAAGAAGUCUCACAAAGUGUGUUGGGAUCACCAUAGAGACCAGGCCUGAUUACUGCUUGAAGCGGCACCUGAGUGACAUGUUGUCAUACGGCUGCACAAGGUUGGAGAUUGGAGUGCAAAGUGUCUAUGAGGACGUGGCCAGAGAUACCAACAGGGGACACACUGUGAAGGCUGUGUGUGAGUCAUUUCACUUAGCCAAGGAUGCAGGGUUUAAAGUGGUGGCGCACAUGAUGCCUGAUUUGCCGAACAUGGGGCUUGAAAGAGAUAUUGACCAGUUUGUUGAGUUUUUUGAGAACCCUUCUUUUCGCCCCGAUGGCAUGAAACUCUACCCAACUCUGGUGAUCCGUGGUACUGGCCUGUAUGAGCUCUGGAAGUCUGGAAGAUACAAGAGUUAUUCUCCAAGCACCUUAGUGGAUUUGGUGGCUAGAAUUCUGGCUCUUGUACCACCAUGGACACGAGUGUACCGUGUUCAGAGGGAUAUCCCAAUGCCGCUAGUCAGCUCAGGAGUGGAGCAUGGUAACCUGAGAGAACUUGCCUUGGCCAGGAUGAAGGAUCUAGGGACAGAGUGUCGUGAUGUGAGGACAAGAGAGGUUGGAAUACAAGAGAUUCAUCAUAAAGUGAGACCAUAUCAGGUUGAGUUAGUUCGAAGAGACUAUGUGGCAAAUGGUGGCUGGGAGACCUUCCUGUCCUAUGAAGAUCCAGAACAGGAUAUUCUGGUUGGCCUUCUGCGUUUGCGAAAGUGUUCAGAGGAGUCAUUCAGACCCGAGUUGAAGGGAGGUGUUUCCAUUGUUAGAGAACUGCAUGUGUACGGUAGCGUGGUUCCAGUGAGCAGUCGUGAUCCUUCCAAAUUUCAGCAUCAGGGAUUCGGUAUGUUGCUAAUGGAGGAAGCAGAAAGGAUAGCCAAAGAAGAGCAUGGGUCAUGGAAAAUUGCAGUCAUUUCAGGAGUUGGCACCAGGAAUUAUUACAGGAAGAUUGGCUAUGAGCUAGAAGGGCCAUAUAUGGUGAAAAGGCUGGACUGAUGCCCUUAAUAAGAGGCACGGGAACCCCAUCUUCAUACCAGACGUGCUGCUGCGAGCAGGGCAGAGAUGAUGCUGACUAACCCUGGCAAGCAAGCUCAGGGGAGGAAUACAAGCUUAAAACCGAGGUCUGCUUGUUGCUAAGUAUUUGUUAUGCUGGAGACCCCAGCCAUAAAUUGAAAUCUCUACUGGGAGGGACCCAAUAUUAUUCUCCUGAGAGACCAUCCAUUGUCAUUUGCAGUGGGGAUCUCAUGAGAGAGCCACUCAUCUUAUUAGCUGAUAUGAUACUGCUGGAGUUGGUGCAAUAGUGCAUUGAAACAAGCAGAGUUGUGCUGUUUUUCUGAUUGAAGGUUCUCGUUUUAGGGGGCCCAGUUGAACAUCUUGCUCAUGUUCUGUCCGCAUUUCCAUUAUGAUGUCACUAGCAUCAUGUUUAAAACUUAGGCAUGGAAAGCUUGCAGUCAGUUGAAAUUGGGCUUGUAAGUUACUCGGGAAGCACAAAUAUUGUAUUAUUAUUUUAUGCGUCUAUUUUUAAAU
Messenger RNA from Terrapene triunguis (Three-toed box turtle), 2285 nucleotides. It is a transcript of the gene ELP3, whose product is annotated as elongator acetyltransferase complex subunit 3. Gene Ontology annotation, molecular function: iron-sulfur cluster binding; acyltransferase activity, transferring groups other than amino-acyl groups. NCBI's taxonomy places the organism in Eukaryota, Metazoa, Chordata, Testudines, Emydidae. The record is from RefSeq and is a predicted model, not a curated record. Gene Ontology annotation, biological process: tRNA wobble base 5-methoxycarbonylmethyl-2-thiouridinylation. The transcript has 15 exons. Bases 111 to 1754 code for a protein of 547 amino acids. Gene Ontology annotation, cellular component: elongator holoenzyme complex; cytoplasm; nucleus.